AAUUUGAUGGUCUUCACUAUCAUGGAGAAAAUUGCAGUUGUCCAGUAGAGAGUUACUGACACCCUCCACAUGGAGGACAAGCAACAAAAAGCAUCGAUGACGGAGCUGGGCAAUCACAAAAUGACUGUAUUAAAAAAAAGUCUAGUGGAAAGAAAGUGUAGCAGAGAAAAAACACAAGAAACAGGGGUGACAAUAGCUUUGUGAAGACUGUCAAACAAGGCUCAUUCCAGCUGGACUCAGUCAUUUAGGAGCCACACAUCUUGCCAUGUGCUACAGACGUUGCAUUCCUCGACUGAAGCCAGGCCUAAAUCAGAGACAAUGUCAGAAGCAUCUCACCUGGGAUAAGGAGAUAAAGAACUGGACUGCUCUUAGUGGUCCAAAGUCCAAAGGUAAUGUUUGCAGCUCUUAUGUAAUUUUCUACUUGUCUGAGAAACUGAAUUUUAGGUUUUUCUUCCACUCAACUUUCUAUCGUUAUGCUCUAUGAGCAGACGGCAUCAUUAGCAGUGACUGCGUGUGGUUUAACAUGUUUGUGCAUGGUGUCACUGACACCUCUCAACAAGUGUUCAUUAGCUGUAAUUAGGAAAACUGACAGAAAUAAACAUUUAAUAUAUGGAACUCUGUGCGUGUGCAAUUAAUGUAUAUUAUAUAUUGAUUCUUUUUCAUUUUUAACGGAACACAUUUUCCAUUCCAUUGGGAUGCUUUUGUAUUUUGUACGAUCACAUAACAAAAAUCCUGCUAAAUCGGAGGCUUAUGUGCAACUUUUAGGACUUGGCCCGGGAUCAGUUCAUCUUCCAGGAAAUCUUCCUAAACCAUGGGUUUGUUAGCGCUGUCUCAUUCGUCCCGCUGCUCUCCAUCCCGGCGCUCCGACUUCUCCGCCUCUUCAGUUUCUCCCCACACAGCAGGUCACCUCAGAGAGACCAGCUUCUCCCACCAGGCUUCAGACAUAUCUUUCGGCUUUCUGAACCUCUCUUUGGAGUUGUUUUUUUUGUUGUUGUUGUUGUUGAUUUUGUUUCUCAGAUGCAGUUUCUGGUCAUCACUCUGAUGUGUCUGACUCCUGCGCGCUCCACCCCGCCUGCCGGAGCGGAGGAGCGCUGGACCGGAGGGGCGCACCAGGAGGAGAGCUGAUGUGGCGCGGCAACAUAGAAACAGCUAAGAGUAACUCAAUUACAGCAGAUUUUAUUCACGGAAAUGACCGUAGACGACGUGGAGCAAGUGCACCGCUGUCACUCUCGCUUGUUGUGUUGAACAAAAGCUGCAAGCGUUGCUUGACUCGACUGUUUGCGCGCUGCUUUCAAAGUGAUGCCAGGUCGUUUUGCAGUGUUACUGGAGUGAAUGCAUGUGUGAUUACCUCUCCGCACCCCGCUGAUCAACCUCUUACACCUGACUCUUGAGCAAUGGUCACUGAGGGUCACGUUUCAGCGCGACGCACUUAUCAAACUAUUGCGCUUUCUGGCUUUUACGACCGUGUCUUGAUUUACAGAUAACUUUUGAAGCUUGGCCAAGCUACCGAGACCGUAAAAAACGAACCCGAAGGCAUGGUUUCAUCCUGCACGGCGAGGCUUGCGGGACUUUACAAGUUGUAGUCCACUUUGAGGCAGAGAUCCAGAGCAUGAUCCAGUGAGAGGUGGCAGGAGAAACAGUCGUGACGGGGGGGGGGAAAAUGCUCGGAAGUCCAUCCAACAACGGCGGCCUCAGAAUGCUCGCUCCCCCGGCCCCGAACGACGACAGGCGGGUAGAGUUCGUGGCGCUCACCGCCGUCCAGACCGAGCGGAGCGAGCCGUCCACCCCGGAGCGCGGACACCCGUCUCACCGCACGGGGCUCCUGGGCACCCCGCUGCCCGGACCGCCCGGACCCCGAGCCAACGCAUCCGCUUCAAGUAAGCGCUUCAGAAAGUUGCAAAACUGCCUUUACAACGUUCUGGAGAGACCGAGAGGUUGGGCGUUCAUCUAUCAUGCAUUCAUUUUCCUGCUGGUGUUCAGCUGCUUGGUGUUGUCUGUGUUUUCGACCAUUCCUGAAUACCAAAAGAUGGCCAAUCAAGGCCUCUUCAUCCUGGAGUUUGUAAUGAUCGUGGUGUUCGGCUUGGAGUACUUCAUCAGGAUCUGGGCAGCUGGAUGUUGUUGCAGAUACCGGGGAUGGCAGGGACGCCUGAGGUUUGCCAGGAAGCCCUUCUGUGUCAUAGAUUUCAUCGUGUUUAUCGCAUCGCUAGCGGUGAUCGCCGCAGGGACGCAGGGCAACAUCUUCGCCACGUCAGCCCUGCGCAGCAUGCGUUUCCUGCAGAUCCUGCGCAUGGUUCGCAUGGACCGACGCGGAGGCACCUGGAAACUACUUGGCUCCGUGGUUUAUGCUCACAGCAAGGAGCUGAUUACAGCCUGGUACAUCGGUUUCCUGGUGCUCAUCUUUGCCUCCUUCCUGGUCUACCUGGCUGAGAAAGACAUCAACUCAGAUUUUGGCACCUAUGCAGACUCCCUCUGGUGGGGGACUAUAACUUUGACCACCAUUGGGUAUGGGGACAAGACGCCUCGUACGUGGCAGGGACGACUUCUGGCGGCUGGCUUUGCCCUCCUGGGUGUCUCUUUUUUCGCCCUGCCUGCUGGAAUCUUGGGUUCAGGCUUUGCCUUGAAGGUUCAGGAGCAGCACCGGCAGAAGCACUUUGAGAAGAGGAGGAUGCCUGCUGCAAAUCUCAUACAGGCUGCAUGGCGUCUCUAUUCUACAGAUGCCAAACACUCGUAUCUAACAGCAACAUGGUAUUUCUACGACAGCAUGUUGCCUUCGUUCAGAGAACUGACGCUACUGUUCAGUCACCUCCAGCGACAACGUAACACCAAGAAGGUUCUGCAGAACUCCUACAACACGCUGCUGUCUGGGCUCCGGCCCUACAGCUCCCCCUAUCUGUCGAGGGACAGGAAGGCAGAAGCUCCAUGCAGUCAGCUCCUUUCUAAAAAGCGAGGUCUCUUCCGGAUUCAUGCUGGGCGCAAGCAGAGCAGUAAAAUGGGCUUCCGGGAUCGGAUCCGGAUGAACAACUCCCGUUCAUCCCAAACCAUCCGGAACAAGGCUUCACCGCUGCCGCCCGGCUCCGGCGUCCGGCGCUCCCCGAGCCAGGAGAACGUCCCUGAAGCCACCAGCCCUGGAAAGGUCCAAAAGAGCUGGAGCUUUAACGACCGCACGCGCUUCCGUACCUCCCUUCGCCUCAAGCCACGCCCACCUGUUGAUGUGGAGGGGGUUGGAGAGGAAAGCAUGGAAGACAAGUCAUAUUGCGAUGUGGCCAUGGAGGAGGUGAUUCCAGCUGUGAAGACGCUUAUACGAGCUGUAAGGAUUCUGAAGUUUCUAGUGGCGAAGAGGAAGUUUAAGGAGAUGCUGCGUCCAUAUGACGUGAAAGACGUCAUAGAGCAGUACUCUGCAGGACACCUGGACAUGCUGGGCCGCAUCAAGAGCUUGCAGAUGAGGGUGGAUCAGAUAAUUGGGCGAGGAGGUGUUCAGCCUGAUAAAAAACUGCGACCCGAAAAAGGAGAGAAGACGCCUCCAGAACUGGACUCUCUGGACGAGCUCAGCAUGAUGGGCCGUGUGGUCAAAGUGGAGAAACAGGUACAGUCUAUAGAAAACAAGUUGGACCUCAUGCUCAACUUCUACUCGCAGUGCUUGAAGAAAGGCUCCUCCCACGUCACGCUGUCCUCCCUCCUGGACCCCGACUUGACGUCUGACUACCACAGCCCCACGGACCAAAGAGACCUCUUCCCGUCCGCUAACACACUGAACAUCUCCCAGUCUGACAGCGGGAACUUGGAAUGACAAUGGGACACAGACACUAACCCUUUACAAUAUGUCCUCCUUACACUGAGUCCUUUCUCUGAGCAGCCCAGCAUACCAAACUUCCCCUUUAAUUCAGAUCUGGUAUGAUUGCCCCUCCCAUCUCAAGUCUCCAUCCUCAGCCCUUUAUCCUGGAGUGAAUGUUUCUGGAGCUGGUCAGACAUUGGCCAGUAGGUGGCUCCAGCUGACGAGGAGCCUCAGCCAAAGCUGCUUACCGCACACGCCUGUCAACUCACUGGAUGAGGAAAGUACUUGACUACUGAAGCAGUCUCACCCACUCACAUCGUGCUGUAUAUCUAAACCUACUUUAAAACUUUAAUUGUAGACAGACUGUGGAAGGACGUUUUGCAGAUAUCCGGAGGAAUUGUCUCUUUCCUCUUUAUUGUCUGGUUUUAUUUUUCCUUGGGCACUUCAAUUAACUGAAAGUCGUUUAAGAGCGUUCCCAUUCAGACAUUAGGGUGACAAGACAGUUUUUCAUGCUGUGAUGAAUGUAGCUGUUCCUUUGUUCAAAAGCAACUGCAAUCCAAGAACAAGAGCGACUGACACCUGAAGGAAAAACACAGUUGGACCUGGAUCAGCUGCACCGGCACAAGGUCCCACCCAGCAAGGGAAAUUCUGUUUUCCAGAUCAGACGUUAAUCACCCAAACGUUUCGCAUGAGAACAGAGUGGAAAUAAUGUGCUGGAUUGACUGUGGAUUUGGACUGUACCUUAGUGUAAAUUGUUGUUUGUUUUCACUUGCAUAUCCUCUUUAGGAAGUCUGGUCUCUGACAAGCCCAACAGCAAAAAAAAAAA
This is a messenger RNA of Xiphophorus maculatus (southern platyfish), 4598 nucleotides long. RefSeq names its product potassium voltage-gated channel subfamily Q member 4 (gene kcnq4). The record is from RefSeq and is a predicted model, not a curated record. Bases 1661 to 3787 code for a protein of 708 amino acids. Gene Ontology annotation, biological process: potassium ion transport; transmembrane transport. Gene Ontology annotation, molecular function: voltage-gated potassium channel activity. Gene Ontology annotation, cellular component: membrane. The transcript is spliced from 16 exons. Lineage: Eukaryota; Metazoa; Chordata; Actinopteri; Cyprinodontiformes; Poeciliidae.